ACUGUACACGCGUGCGGGUGGCAGAUUUUGCAAAAAGGCGCUUCGUCUCCACGUUGCGGAGUGAGCGAGGGAGCGAGCGAGAGAGUCGCCUCGACUUGGCGCAUUGGAAAACAUAACUCAGACACGCUGCUCCCCCCCUCCCACCAUCACCACCACACACACACACACAACUCAAAACAAGCCCGCAGCCACGCCGAUUCAGCUCAUCUCAGCUCCCUCCCUCCGCCGGUGGCCGGGCUCCUCUGGGCGCACUGAAUCAUGAGGUAUUUGUUUUGAACUUGGAGCUGCCUUGAACAUAGUCGAAAGUUACCAGGGAUAAGUUUGGAGCGGAGUCAACUUUAUGCUGGACUGAAAGCCCAGUGGAGGUGGGGUGAUGGACUGUUAAAUAUGCACUCAGAAUGUAGUGACUAUUCAACCCUUGGGGGUCUGAACGGAAUGUCUGUGGAUGAGAAGCCUGAAUCACCCAUGUAUGUGUAUGAGUCAACAGUGCAUUGUACAAAUAUCCUCCUGUGCCUGAAUGACCAGCGCAAGCAGGAUAUCCUCUGUGAUGUGACCGUACUGGUGGAGAGGAAGGAAUUCCGUGCCCACCGCGCUGUCCUAGCCGCGUGCAGUGAAUAUUUCCUACAGACUUUGAUUGGGCAAACAGAACAUGAGCUUGUUAUCACUCUACCUGAGGAGGUCACCGCCAGAGGAUUUAGCCCAUUGUUACAGUUUGCCUACACUGCUAAGCUAUUACUCAGCAGAGACAACAUUCAAGAGGUCAUGCAUUGUGCUCAAGUCCUGCACAUGCAUAAUCUGGAGGACUCCUGCUUCCGUUUCCUUGAAGCUCAGCUCUUUAAUGAGAAAGAUGGCUUUAUCUUUUACACCAAAAUGUCAACUUUCCAGCAGUCCGAUGAACAAGAAGACGGGAACUCUGAAGGUGAGGAAGAGCACAUGCAGUCUGAGACCCAUAAGAUCACCUGUUCGAAGGAAAUAAUGUGUGAUGAGACACUUGGAUGUGAGACAUCUCCAAGGUUAUCUGAGAAGGAACCGGCUGUGAUAUCCAUUCCCGUGACAUCGAGUGAUGAUAUGGGACGCUGCCCAAAAUACAGGAAAUAUCAACUGGCCUGCACAAAGCAUAUCAAUAGCACACCACAAACUAGUACCUCAGGUUUUCAAAGCACAUUUAGAGAAGACCGCUCAGUCCAUGCCCAAACCCAAGGAUACAGCAAGGCACAAAUAAAAAUCGAACCACAGGCAUCAGAAACCGCCGGAGAAAAGCAUUUAUCUGGAGUUGAAUCCAAUGCAAUGGAUCAUGCUAUCAUGGAGAAGGAAAUGGAUCUUAAACAAUUGAGUCCAAUGUGUGUUGACAGACCUUCCAGUAAAACGCCCCCUUGUUCGAGAUUCACGAAAAAGACUGAUAUGGAAUCUACUGAGAGACAAAGUCCACUGCAACAAGCCUUCAACACCAGAACAUCUUGUUCCCUCGAAGAGGGAAUGACUCAGGGUGACCUCAAAACAGAAUACAGGCCUUACAGUGUGAACUCUGGACUACCUUGCACACCGCAAAAAGAUUGCAGUGGCUUUAUUGCUGCACCAUCUUGUGAAGUGAUUUGCAAGCAAGAACUGGAGUCAGAUAGAAAGAGUGUAAUAUUUUCUUCUGGUACCUUGGACGCUCCUGCUGCACAUUCGUAUCCCGGUGGUAGUUCACUAGAAAGUGAGCUCACUGAAAAUGUGCCAAAGGGUUUGUGGACUGGUACUAGCCAGUCGCUCCCAUGUUCACAGACUUGUCCUUCUGCUGGACUUUCAAUGGAGCCUUUAUUACCAUUGAAUUCUUGUAGAAUUCGAUCCACAUGUAACACCAGCUGCCCAGUGCCAAUUAAAGUGUGCCCCCGAUCCCCUCCUUCUGAGACCAGAACCAGAACUUCAAGUUCCUGCUCCUCCUACUCUUUUCCUGAAGAUGGAAGUGGUGGUUCCCCUUGCAGUUUGCCUCAAUUUGAGCUGUCCACUUCUCCCUGCUCACAAGGAACCCGCUUUCUAUCUGCAGAGCAGCAAGACCUCAGCAUAAUGGGAGAUGCAAUGUACAGCCAGUGUAAGCCGCCAUUAAAAUGUGAACAGUCCUACGGCACCAACUCAAGUGAUGAAUCUGGGUCAUUUUCAGAAGGGGAUAGUGAGUCAUGCUCAACUCGAGAGAGGGGAAAUGAGGUUAAACUCCCCUUUCCAAUAGAUCAAAUCACAGAUCUUCCAAGAAAUGAUUUCCAAAUGAUGGUAAAGAUGCACAAGUUAACCACUGAGCAGUUAGAGUUUAUUCAUGAUGUCCGCCGGCGCAGUAAAAAUCGGAUUGCAGCCCAGCGUUGUCGGAAGCGAAAACUUGACUGCAUUCAGAAUUUGGAAUGUGAAAUUCAGAAGUUGCUUUGUGAAAAAGAAAAGUUACUGACGGAAAGAAACCAGCUGAAUGCUUGCAUGGGAGAACUGUGGGAUAAUUUCUCAUGCCUUUGCCAAGAAGUGUGCAGCGAUGUCCAGUUAAGUCCAGAGCAAAUGCAGUCAUUACACAAGUUUUGUCCCGUCUUCAGGCCAAUGGAUGAACCUGCAGCCACGGGUGGCACUACCUCGCCCCCGGAUGGAUUAAAGCAGAAGUUUCUGAAAACACAGUGCACUGGAGAUAGUAUGCAAUGUUGCGCAGAGCAAGGAGGGUCCCACCAUCAGGAUCAGUGGUCACGUAGCCACAACAUAGAAGUAUGCUCAUCAGGAAAUAUGCAGGAGCUGCUUGACCAAGGAACAUGCUCAGAGAAGAGGCCCUCAUUUGAACAGUGCAGUCAGACAGUGACGGUAGAUUUCUGCCAGGAAAUGACAGAUAAAUGUACAACCGAUGAACAACCGAGGAAAGACUGCACCCAGUGAUUGACUCGUUCUUCCCUUUUUCCUGGUUGUUUUUUUCUUAAAGUAAGCAGGAGGUUCACUUGAUCAGGAUGCAGGCAACAUUCAUCUGUUGAUGCUUUUUGUCUUUGAUGCACACUACAACAGUCUUAAACUGCAGCAGAACUCUGUCCAGGUAUUACCCCUCAGAACAGCUGAGGUUUAUCCUCACAUUGGUGCUAUACCUUGCUUGUGCAGGGAACUUGACAGUGAUAAUGACGCUGUUAUUUUGUAAUGAUUAUUAAUUAUUGUUGUAAAGACCUGACCUUCAUUCUCGAAAAGAAAUGAGUCAGGUGGCAUCUCAUUUUACCUUGAAGGACCCUACAGAAAUCUCAGUUAAGUCUUUCAGCAAGCUCGGUGGCCCAUGUCACACACCAACUCAGGAAAUCUUCUGAAUGUUCAACAUGACUCAGUAACAUAAAAGAUGGUUUCUCAUCUAACAUCUGCAUACUGUAAACAUACUCCUGCAUUCUCAGUUUUAAUUAAUUAGAUUACUGGAACUCUUGUGUUUGCCUUGUACAAAGAAUCUGGUUACAACAUUCCCAUUUUGCCUUCUGCAGAACCUGACCGAAACUUUUAAGAAAUUAGACAGUUAGAUUUUCACACUUGAGCAAUAUCACCUUCUUUGUACUUAAGAAAAAAAAGAGAAAAAAUAUUGAAAUGUAAUUUAUGUAAAUUGAAUUUAUAACACACCUCAGGCACUCUUUGAAGGUGCCUUUUGAGCAGGGAAGAUCUGUUAUUUCUGAUGUAGAACAGUGAUGGUCAAAACUGCCACUUGCACUGUGUGCGUCAUUGGGUUCUUUGCUUUACCACCUGAUGCAUUACACAACUGUAUUCAAAAACAAAACAAGGAGAUGGUAUUCAGUGAGAUGGGGUGAGGUUGCGUCCCUUCCCAACCCAAACUUUGAGAUGAUGCUACUGACACAAGUUGUGUAGAGUGACCAACAACAGCUUUUGGUAUUCAUAACCAUCAAUGUUUUUAUUUUAAAUUCUGGUUUUCAAUCCUAAUUAUCAUUGUCUAAUGAAACUUCUGCUUUUAGACGGUGUAACAUUGGAGUGCAGGGAAAUUACUACAUGGGCCAUUGAAUCUAAAAUAUUGUAUGGACAAUCUUUUUUGAAAAGAUUUUUUUAAAUUGUUUGAACUUUUAUAUAAUUUUGACUUUUUUUUUGUUUUUCUGUUAUAAUAUCUCUGGAAGCAAGCUUCUAAGGAGAGUAAAAUGGCAAAGUGUUCUUUGGUCCUGCUGUCACACUCUGUCGCUAAGUCAGUGACUAACUCCAAAUUUCCCUUUGAAUUUGCUUCUCUCCAUCUCUCUCUGUCCCUCUUUUUCUCUCUCCCGUUCCUCCCUCUCUAUGUACCCUUCCUUCUCUUCUCCCCUCUCUCAUCCUCUCUCUCUCAUUCUCUCCCUCCCCCUCCCAGGUAUUUGCCCAACUGAAUAGAACAUGGAUUUAUGAACUGCCUUCCUAUUGGGAUUUACACACAGUGCAUAAAACCUCUGCAUAAGAGGACCACACAGAUAUUACUGAAGGCAGAUAUAUCACAAGGGACCAGGUGACAGUUUUAUCAUGAAGCUUUCUACAUAAUAACCCUUGUUAUUUUGGUUUAUUAAAUGUGAUGAAAACCACACAGACUUAGUAGCCCAAUUCAAGAGUUUUUUCUUGAUGUUCUUCAAGCCACAUUGCAACAUUUAAUUGAAAUAUUUCAUUGUUUGUGAGAUGUUUGGGGACACACAGAGGCUGUGGACAUGUUAGAUAAAUGCAAUUUUCUUUACAGUUAUUGGAGGGGACAAAGGAUGUUCCUGCAAAGCAAGGGACAAAAUAGCAGAAGUAGUGUGAGCAAAGAUUAUACGGCAAAACAUUCCAUUUUCCAGUUUUCUCAGCCCUUAACUGAAAAGCAUAGUAAGGAAAUGAUAAAAACAUUCCUCCCUGCCUACCUGAACUGUAAGAACACCUGUAUUUAAAAUGUAUCCAGUACCAUCCUCCUUCCCACAGUAGCCGAUGAUGGCUAAUAAUUUUUUCCCAACCGAGGUCACAUUUCAGCGGAAUUCAGCCUUGUAUCAGGAAAGCAUUUCUGCUAAAUUGCGAAACAAAUUGAAGUGUGUUUCUAAAACACGGUAUUUGGCAGGGCAAUCACUUUGUCUCUCUCUGCUCCACAUACAGAGGUUGUGGUGGCAGCUGGGGGUCCCAGAGGCAACAGUGGAGAGGGAUUUGGGAGUUAGCUGGAGAAGCAAGAGUGGCCAGACUGGCAGUGGGCUUGUAUCAGGAGUGGGGUCCUAGAAGUGAUAACCAGGAGGGAGUCUGAGGGGUGAAUACUGAGAGUGGGAUCCUAAAAGUGAACACAGGGCAUGGGAUCUCUAUGGUGACAUGGGAGGUGGGGUCCCAUUGGAAACUGGGUCACAGACUUGAUUUUGGGAGCGGUUUCUCAAUGGCAGAAGUGGGAACAGAGUCAUGCAAGAACAGUGCAAGCAAAAAUGUUUUUACAAUUUACAGGUGCUUACAGUGCAAACGUAGGAGCAGAAUUAAGCCACACCUCUGCUUGAACCUGAAGCUGAGACAGGAAUAGAGUGCCGGUGUCAACAGUGGGAGCAAUCAGGAAUGUAGUCUUUGUCACAAGUGUGAGGUCCCAAUGGUUGCAGCAAGGUGGAGUUCAGGAAAGAAUAUCAUGAUGAGAGCAACAGGAGAUGAGAAGGGUCCAGGGCAGGAGAUAGAUCUUACCCAGUUUAAGAGAUUGUAAGCAACCCAGAAAUAAACUCUGCAGUACGUUAAUUGAGAAGUGAUAUAGAGUGAGCGUUAGAUCAGAUUUUAUUAGGGAUGGUUUACUUUUUAACUUGUAAAGGCAAGAAUGACUUUCUCUGUUAUGCUUCUUGAGAUCAGCUGAAAAAUACUAACACCUUGUCUGCAACCAUCCAUACCUCGGUAAAAUCCUCAAGCAUGCCAUCAUCUUCCAAAUCUUUGAAUUCCACCCAAAAGAUCCCUGCUCUGUCAAGUCAUAGAGUCACAGAGCACUCUGGCACAGUAACAAGGCCUUCAGCCCGUCUAGUUCAUGCCAAACUAUUAUUCUGCCUAGUCCCAGCGACCUGCAGUUGGACCACUGCCCUCCACACCCCUCCCAUCCAUGUAUACUACUUAUCCAAAUUUCCCAUAUAUGUUGAAAUUGAACACGCAUCCUCCGUUUCUGCUGGCAGCUCAUUCCUCUUUCUCAUCACCCUCUGAGAAGAAGCUCUCCCUCACUCAGUACUGAAACUAUUCUGAUCUAAAUCACAGAUGACAGCCUUCAUGACUGUGAUGUAAAUGAGCCAUUGACUGCAUUAAGAACACAGUCCCCUUACAAUGCCUUUCUAUUCUUACCAUGUUAGAUGAGACUAUGAUUGGCUGGCUUCGUGGUUUUGUUAUCCGGUCAAUGAUCUGCAGUCAUUUUGCUCAGUUACUGCUGGUAUCCCUCAAGGACCUUUUCUUGGUUGUCUCCUGUCUUUACCAACAUACCACCCUCAGUACCGUCAUCCAAAUCUGUAAUGUCUGUAGUUGUGUGUGUGUGUGUUAAUUACUUGCUCUCCACCACAUCUCUCACUGUUCAAAGGUAGUCUUACUACACAACACUGGAUGAGCAGAAUUUUCUUAGAGAUGAAUAAUAGGGAAACUAAAGGAUUGUCUGCAGUCCCUGUCAAUAAUGUCUGCAGCCUAUGCCCUGCAACAUUCUCAUUUAACGUAACAAGUGUCACAGUAAUCCAGGAUGUGCUUUGGACCAGAAACAUAUGUCAUCACUGAAACUACCUAUGUCCACCUCAAUAACGUAACCCAAUUCUGUCUCAGCUCAUCUCUAGCUGAAACUCUCAUGUAAAUCUUUCUUCCCAUAUUUUAAUAUUUGUAAGCUUGGGGUUUUCCAAAGUACUGAAUCCUUUGUCUGAACUUGUUCCAUCCCAUUUACCAUUCACUCCUCUACUUGCUGGCCUGUUUCAGUUUCAGGUUCAGGUUAAGCAAUACCUUUUUUUAAAAAAAAAAUUCAGUCUCUUGCUGAAGGGCCUCCGUCCAAAACAUCGACUGUUUAUUCCUCUCCAUAAAUGCUGAUUGACCUGAUGAGUUCCUCCAGCAAUUUGCAUUUUGUGUGUGUUAUUCUGGAUUUCCAGCAUCUGCAGAAUCUCUUGUGUUUUUUUUUUAAAUCCACCUCUUUUCAAAUCUUUCCAUGGCCUUGACCCUCUCAGUCUCAGUAGUGUCUUCCAGCCCUAGAAACUUCAGUUUUAAUCUUUAGAGCAUUCCCUGCUUAAAUCACAUCACUGUCAGUGCUAAGUCCUUAAGCUCUGGAAUUUCUGUCCCAAGUUCCUCCACCUGUCUACCUCCUCGUUCAUCUUUGAUGCACUCCUGAAAACCUACCUCUGACCAAAGUUUGGGUUAUCUCCCCUCAUAAUCUCCUUUUGUGCUUGAUGGCAAAUAAUUACUCUUUGGAAUGUUUUUACAAUUUACAGGUGCUACAUAUACAGUACAAAAUAACUGUUGUUGCUAUCAAUAUGCAAUUGCAUGUUCCUGCUGUUGGGGCAAUGAUCUGUCCUUGUACAGAGCCUGAAGUUAUUGGGAUGCAGACCACUGGCUAUUUAAAGUUGGAAGGAGGGACAUUAGAAAUCCAAUUAAAUUAGCAGAGAAUAAAAAGGGACGCUUCUGUUAUAUUAUUUUUUUAAUUAAAAUGAGUUUAAAUUUCACCUUGUUCAAAUAGUGAUUAUUCUAUCAAAAAGCUGUUUCCAGGAGCUGCCAACAUUGUCUAGUUCAUAAGCUAUGCUGGUUGUAACUAUAUAACCCAACUGUACUGAGAAAAUUCUAUUAAUUUUUUGAUGUAAAUUUAAAUAAUCUAAGAGAUUUGAUCUCCUGAAAGCAAGCAAACACCCCUUCUCCUGACACAGAUUUGCAAUUGUCAGUUUUCACCCUUAGUUUUAUUUGAGCAUGUUUUUUGUUGAAAUUUCUGAUGCAGCUUUUUAAGCAUGUAUUUAACUGUCAUAGUUGUCCAUCAUCACUUCCAGUUUCCAAAAAAAAGAAAUGUGAACUGUAACAACCUGCGAUCAAACUCUUGCAUUUAAAACCAUUGUUCAAACAACAUUUUUAUGCUUCAGUGAAGUUCAGCUUAGGAGUAAACAGGUUUCAUAUUUACAUAAUUGAUUAUAUAAUUUUUGUUGCUAUUCUGAACCAUGUUACAAACAAAGCUUAUCAGGAGAUUAACAGGAAACAUUAUUCAUCUGCCAAGUACUCUUGUAUUAAAUAGUGCACAGGCGACCUCAUUUCAUUAUGUGUUGUUGACAAGUUAACUGUAAAAGUAGAUUAGGUAUUUUUGUUCAUGAUCCAAAGGUGCCUUGUUUUAUUCCAAAUUGAUUCUGGAACAGACAGAAUUUAUCCCAUGACACUUUACCCUUGUUGAUGUCUUCAUGCAUGUAAAUAUUCUAAGAUUUUAGAGUAAGCUGCUGUGUAUGUUUCUUGUUAGUGAAUUAUCCUCAUGCAUGGUCAGAAUCCUAAUUUUAGAUGUUUUGUGUAGUAAUUAAUUUAAACAAUUUGAUAUUAACUUAUACCCUUUUUAACUUCUGUGUUUCCACCAUCUAAAAAGUCUAACAGACAGUUUAUUUGAUUGGGUAAUAUUCAGUAUAAACUGACAAGGUAUUAUUUCUAGUGAUUUAAAAAUAUGUCCUGCUGCCUACUAGAAGUUUAAAUGUCAAAUUUUAUUUUCCUUUACAGAAAUUUUAAUUCUUUUAAUAUUUACAAUUUCCAAUGUCGUCCUGAGUAAGUCAUUUUCCAUGAAAUUUUUAAAAAAAUUAUAAGCCUAGUUAUAGUUUUAUUUUGGCUAGUAUGCUUUUUUAAUUAAAAAUUGCUCAUUCUGCACUGCUUGCUAUCCAUUGAGUAAAUAUACCUUAACCAAGGAAGAAUCCAAUUUCAACCUGCUUUGUUAUUCAAUCUCAGACCGGACAGCGACCAGAGAACCACAGGUAACUUCAAAUCCUUGUUGUUGGGUUAAGUGGAAGAAAAUGAACUAGGUAUCCAAUUUCUGGCUCUCUUUGAAUGUUGUGUUGAAGUAGAUUCAAAUGAUCAGGAAUGUUUUUCCAAGCAGUGAGUGGUGUUACAUGCUAAAGCCGAAGUGACUCCUGAUCAGCUAUGGUGCAAUUUCAUGUCAUUAUUCCAAGUCAGAGUAAAUGUUUAUGCUGAAGGACAUCAUAAUUAGGAACAUAAUCACAUGAUUGAACUGAAAUUGUGCAAGGUCCCAGUUCUACCGAGUUCUUGUUACUUUUCAACUUCUUGUGGUACCAUAAAUUAGUAAUAAAUAAUUAUUCCGAUGUUGUGUUCAAAGGUUACAAAUUCAACAAAUUAAUUUUGUGUUACUUUUUAUUAAAUCCUCCCUUUUUUAAAACAGAAAAAUAAAUUCAUUUGUUUUCCUCCCUCAGGCAAAUUGCCACUCAUUUUUAGACUAACACAAAAUUUAAUCCAAUCACAUCAAAAUCACAAGGUUUGUUUUAGAUAUUUGACCAGGCAUUGCGAAUUAUAACAGCUAUGAAUUGUCAGAAUUACUCAGGGGUAAUUACAUUGAAUAGUUAUUGAGUUUGUGUCUUUGUGACUUUCAGUUCAAUUUCAUCACAUCAGCCUUAGCAAUCUCUCCAAGCAUAUUCUCCAGUAGUGUCAUAAGCAUUCAUUAUGUCCAAAAGUGAAAAGCCUUUUAUAAACAAAUAUCAGUUGCACUUCUAAUUCACCUAGAAAAGGUUCGGACUGUUGAAAAUCAAUAUACAACAUUAAUUCCGGAUGCAUCAGCAGGUGGUAUGAAACACAAGCAUAGUAUGUACCUUUCUGAGGGUUUAACAGUGGAUAGAGCUUCCUGUCUGAUCCAUGUCAAUGGCUUGUAAGGUAGAUUAGGUAUUUUUUAAAUCAAAGAAAAUUUUUUAUUAUGUAUGAGAGAUGAGUCUCCUAUAAGAGAAAAAAAGGCAACAUUCUGAAAGUACAAGCAGAUUAGGCAGCAUUUAUGAAGAGAUAAACAGAAUUAAUGUUUCAUGUCAAUAGCCCCUUAUCCCAAUCCCAUCUUCAGUUUUUGUGACUUUUCACAGGCUCUGCAGUAUCUCGGUCUGAAGGAGGGCAGCUUUGAGCUAUUCAUGAACGGUUUACUGUGCUGGCGGUUCUGUACACAUGCAGAUAUUGUAGUUUUUUUGAACAGGAAUAGACAACAUAUGGUCAGAUUCCAAAUGUACCAGGUGGUUUCUAGAACAGUAUUUCACAUUCCAAAUCAGUAAAAGUCAAUGUAUAAUGAUAACUAGAUACACAUACAUUAUCCACUUGCACAAAUAACAUUUAGUAGAAAUAAAGUAGGCACUGCACACACGGUAUAGAACGUUUAACACAUUCAGUCUCCUUGCUUUUCCCCAUCCUUUUCCUCUGCAAUUCUGAGUUGUCUUAUAAAAUGGCUGCAUUACCCUAAGGUUGAAGAGCCCCCCAAAUUAUGAGUUAAUUUAAUCAAGUGCUGAACAACUCGUUUUGAUUCUUGAUUUUGGCUUGUGGGAAUUGGUGAAAAUUCACACUCUCAGUGCAGUAGGACCGAUCUAAUUGAUUCAUCUGACUACUGGGGUUUUAUUUAAAUCCACCUCUCUUGGUUGCAAACUGAAUGGGCAGCAGUGACUUCAGACCUGUGAGGUUUGACUGACCAGGGCAGCUCUCAUCUAAAUCGCCACAACCCAAGUUGGGAAUGAGGGGUGGAACGGCAGUAUGGAAAGGGAUGGAAUGGUCACCUAUGUUCACUUCCCUCCAACCCCCAAAAUGAAGCCUUGGCAAAAAUGUUGCAGUCCUUGAUUUCUCAUUCAUGGCAUUUAUUUUUCCAUUAACAUCAGCAUGCAGUCUCUGUAGCUAGGAAGUCAUUAAAAUUUGAUGAGCGCCUUUUGAAGAAAUUAUUUCCAUAAAUAUUUCUGGGGUUGAAUCACAGGCACUUCCACUCCACUAGUUCCCUCUUGCUACUCCCCCUUUAAAAGACAAUGACUCAAGCAGCAGUUUUUAUUCUGGCUUUUCCCAGUUUCUGUCAAACAGAGUCAACAUUUCUCAUGAGUGGAGGUGCUUUCCAUUAUUCAGGAAUAUUCCCUUUGUAUCGAAGCACACCUUACACAUGCUCAGUAUUUAGAUCUGAUAAAACUUCAGGCAAUGAUGGAUGUAAUACCAAAGGGGAAAUUUUAAAAAAACAUUAACAAGUUUCUACGUUAGAGAAAUUGUAAUGCUAUAAUUUGAUAGCUGUUUCUUGAACAAUUUGAUAAUGAUGCUCUGCUGUAUAACCAUAUACUCCAAGAGGAUAAAUACCCUGUUAAUCAGGUUAAAAUACCUUUUCAAAGGUUUCAUUAGCUCUUUAUAUGUCUCUCAAAAUUAAAAUACUAUCACUACUAAUGUAGUGUUAUCAGAUUCAAAUUAAGAUCCGCAAGUUUUGCAAUUGUUUAUGUGUUUUCUUUUUUAAAUGUAAAUAUGUUUUACUUUUUAAAUAACCUCUUCAUGAGUAUAAUUUUACCCCUGAAGUGUUGUGUGACAAAACACAUUGCUAAUUUAAAUUGGUGUGUUAUUUAAUGUAUGAAAUACAUUAAUACCCACUUUAUGUCCCUCCAUGCAUACACCUCCAAAGGAGGUGAAAUGAUUAAAAAAAAAACGUUCAACAAAAUACGUCACCUAGGAAACCUGGCUGUUUGACAGAACAGGUGUUUUAGAAUCAUAUUGGAAUUAAAUGCACCUUCACUCUUGCCUUAUGUAACAUAGAAUACUGUGGAAGCCAUUUUCAUGAUGGGAUGGAAAUAGUUCAUCUGGAGUGGGUGGGCUUGGGACAGUGGGUAAGACAACCCGUCUCAGAGUGUAAUAUCUUCUCUCGAGCGACACAUAUCUACCUGUAUAUUAAUCCAUACCUCUCAUACCUGGUCAACGACUGUUACCAUCAGGUGUUUUUCUACAUAUUUUUUUACACAGAUUUUGUGUGGAAUUAAUGUAGUAAAUAGAUUCAGCAUAUCAUUUCAAGGUUCAAGGUCUGACGCUUGUAGUUUGGAGUUAUUUUUAUCCCAGGUGACUGUGUUUUCUGCGGUGUUUUUACUGUCGAGAUCAGAUAGUUGUAAUCGCUUCCUCUUUGUUUAAAAAAAUGUUGGAAUGAAGUGAAGAAAAAUCACAUUCAAUGUAAAUACAGUAUUGUUCAAAAACUGUUUUAAUAAUUUUACUUAUAGUGUUUAAAAGAUUUUUGUCUAAAAUCUGUUUCCGUUGAAAUAAAUGACAUAUCAUCG
Molecule: messenger RNA, 12137 nt
Organism: Hypanus sabinus (Atlantic stingray)
Lineage: Eukaryota; Metazoa; Chordata; Chondrichthyes; Myliobatiformes; Dasyatidae
Gene: bach2b
Product: BTB and CNC homology 1, basic leucine zipper transcription factor 2b
Exons: 6
Coding region: 388-2880 (830 amino acids)
Biological process (GO): regulation of transcription by RNA polymerase II
Molecular function (GO): RNA polymerase II cis-regulatory region sequence-specific DNA binding; protein binding; DNA-binding transcription factor activity, RNA polymerase II-specific
Source: RefSeq, a predicted model, not a curated record